Molecule: messenger RNA, 534 nt
Organism: Copidosoma floridanum
Lineage: Eukaryota; Metazoa; Arthropoda; Insecta; Hymenoptera; Encyrtidae
Product: glycosyltransferase-like protein gnt13
Source: RefSeq, a predicted model, not a curated record
AUGAGGAGAUUAACGAUAAAAUUGUGGCCUAGUAAUAAUAAAGAUAGUAAUGAUAAUAAUAAUGACAGUAAAAAGAAUAGUGAUGUUCAUGAAGAUUAUGAUAAUAAUAAUGAUAAUGAUAAUAAAAGUGACAAUGUCAAUAAAGAUGUAGAUAAUGAUAAUAACGAUGCUAACUAUGACAAUGGUGACAGUGAUAGGAAGCUGACGAUCAUGAUGGUAGCAGUAAUGAUGAUGAUGAUGAUGGAUAAUGAUAAUCAUAAUAAUGAUAAUAAUAAUAAUAAUGAUGAUAAUCAAAAUAAUAAUGAUGAUGAUAAUAGUAAUGUAGAUGAUAAUGAUGAAGAUGAUAAUGAUAAUGAUGAUGAUAAUGACGAUGAUAAUGAUAAUAAUAAUGAUAAUGAUAAUGAUGAUAAUGAUAAUAAUAAUGAUAAUAAUAAUGAUGAUGAUGAUGAUGAUAAUGAUGAUAAUAAUGAUAAUAAUGAUGAUGACAAUAAUGAAGAUAAUGAUAAUGAUGAUGAUGAUGAUAAUAAUGAUGGU